AAAGCUUUAAAUAAAGAGACAAACCAAACCCUCUCUCUAUUUUCACUCUCCACACCUCAAAUGUCUCAAGGUCUAUGCUACCGGGACGCCGCCACCGUCCCCUAUUCCGGUGGUGACGGUCACCUCGAAAUGUUCGAUCCCUUGCCAUACAUGAGCUUCACCGAGAUCUUGCAUGGGCCCACCAAUGACAAUCCCCUCUCCGCCACCUAUGGCCCCUCCAAAGAGGAGGAGAAGGCGGCCGGUGGAAGAGAAACCCCGGCCACACCCAACUCUUCCAUCUCCUCCUCCUCCGACUCUAGUAAGAGUAAGAAAGAGAAGGAAUCCUCCAUUGUUAAACAUCAAGAAAACUCCAAGAAAGAGGUUAGCAAAGGGAAGAAAAAAGGAGAGCAAAAGGAAAGGCAGCCAAGAUUUGCUUUCAUGACAAAGAGUGAAGUUGAUCAUUUAGAAGAUGGAUAUAAAUGGAGAAAAUAUGGGCAGAAGGCUGUCAAAAACAGCCCUUAUCCAAGAAGCUACUAUAGGUGCACGACGCAGAAAUGCAAUGUGAAAAAACGUGUGGAGAGAUCGUUCCAAGACCCUUCAAUCGUGAUCACCACGUAUGAGGGGCAGCACAACCACCACAUUCCGGCAACCCUCCGCGGAUUAUUCGGGCCAUAUACGACGUUGGUGGGCCCUGCCCUUCCUCCAGAACUCUUGCUCCAAAUGCCUCACCUCUAUGGUGGGACUAGCUUUAAUUUGUAUAAUCAUCAGCUCCAGCUGCAACAAUUUCACGAAUAUGGACUCUUGCAAGAUAUUAUUCCUCAUAGUAAUAUUUCCCAAAAGGGAGCCCUAGGAAAUUUCUAUAAUUAAUAUGCUUUAUUUCAUAUCUUUGUAUACGCGUUUCAACACUCGCGGCCGGGCAUGAUUAGUUAGUACCAAUC
Molecule: messenger RNA, 917 nt
Organism: Salvia splendens (bonfire salvia)
Lineage: Eukaryota; Viridiplantae; Streptophyta; Magnoliopsida; Lamiales; Lamiaceae
Product: WRKY transcription factor 71
Exons: 3
Coding region: 61-846 (261 amino acids)
Biological process (GO): regulation of DNA-templated transcription
Molecular function (GO): sequence-specific DNA binding; DNA-binding transcription factor activity
Source: RefSeq, a predicted model, not a curated record